Molecule: messenger RNA, 473 nt
Organism: Helianthus annuus (common sunflower)
Lineage: Eukaryota; Viridiplantae; Streptophyta; Magnoliopsida; Asterales; Asteraceae
Exons: 3
Coding region: 30-473 (147 amino acids)
Source: RefSeq, a predicted model, not a curated record
CUACCGACAUCAACGACGAGUAUCUAAAAAUGGCGGAGAAAAUAACACGAGACAGCUUGGAACAUUUUUGUCGCGGUAUAAUUGAUGUGUACGGUGCGCGUUAUCUUAGAACGCCUACAUGGGAGGACCUUCAAAAGAUCUACGAGGUACAUAAUGCCGAGCAUGGUUUGCCUGGUAUGAUCGGGAGCAUAGAUUGCAUGCAUUGGCGUUGGGAUAACUGCCCGACUGCAUGGCGAGGCCAACACACACGUGGUGACCAAAAAGGCCCCACUAUUAUUCUUCAGGCGGUUGCUUCACAGGACCUUUGGGUUUGGUCGGCUUACUUUGGCGUGGUCGGGUCAUGCAAUGAUAUCAAUGUUUUUGAACAAUCGCCGUUGUUAGAAGAGUGGAUUUCUGGCAAAGCUCCAAAAGCGUCGUUUUACGCAAAUGAAAACUACUACCCUCAUGGAUAUUAUUUGAGCGACGGUAUGUGA